AUGACGACCAGAAGAAAUGUCGGCGAAGGCAAGUCCUCUCUGGAGUACGAUGGAAAGAUUGCACCAGGGCCAUCAAACAUUUCACCAGCGGUGCCGACGUCCGUUAUUUGGAAGUUGAUGAGCUUCACCUUUGCCAUGAUCACUUUGCCCAUUGGUACCUACUUCUUUACCGUCAAUUUUGUCUUUCAGGGUAACGCAACGUACGCCGGUGGUCUUGCAGCACUCAUGGCGAAUGUUGUAUUGAUUGCAUACGUUGUUAUGGCGUUCAAGGAUGACCAAGAGGAAAUGCGAGAAGAGGCAGAGAAGUCGAAGAAGACAAUCUAG
This is a messenger RNA of Bipolaris zeicola 26-R-13, 324 nucleotides long. RefSeq lists its product as uncharacterized. Bases 1 to 324 code for a protein of 107 amino acids. Gene Ontology annotation, cellular component: endoplasmic reticulum membrane. Gene Ontology annotation, biological process: vacuolar proton-transporting V-type ATPase complex assembly. The transcript is spliced from 3 exons. Lineage: Eukaryota; Fungi; Ascomycota; Dothideomycetes; Pleosporales; Pleosporaceae. The record is from RefSeq and is a predicted model, not a curated record.